GCAGGAAACUAGGUGCCCCAUAUAUGCCUGAGUGAUGCUGAAGCAGAUUACAUUUCCUCAGAAGAAGGCUCCUGGGUGCCUGGAAGACCAUUCUGAGGAUUGUUCAGAAGAGAAUACAUCAAGGAUCUCUUUAUUGAGUUUCUCUAGAACAAAAGCCACAAGCUACCCGAUGUAACCACAUUGGUGGUUAUUUAGAGGAAGAAGUAUCUUGGUUGUCUUUAACAACUGUAAAGUCGAGAGCUUAGUCCCCUCAAAAAGAUCCACUUUGGAAGAUGUCACUUCACAACCCUUCCAAUGUAUUUCUGGAUCCAGCCCCCAGUCACCCCACUCGCUUCCAAGUCAAUGUUAUCAAUGAGGGGCCGGAGAGCUGCGCAGCUGCCGGCGACCAUGCUGACCCUCCACACUACGAAGAAACCUCUUUUGGGAACGAAGCCCAAAACAGACUCAGGAUCAGCUUUAGGCCUGGAAACCAGGAGUGCUAUGACAAUUUCCUCCCAAGUGGGGAACCCGCUAAAACAGAUGCCAGCGUUCAUGUCUAUGAUUCACACACAAACACAUACUACCUGCAAACCUUUGGCCACAACACUCUGGAUGCUGUGCCCAAGAUUGAGUACUACCGCAACACCGGCAGCAUCAGUGGGCCCAAGAUCAACCGGCCCAGCCUGCUCGAGAUUCAUGAGCAACUAGCCAAGAAUGUGCCCGUGGCUCCGGGUUCAGCCGACAGGGUGGCUAAUGGCGAAGGGAUGCCUGGUGAUGAGCAAAUUGAAAACAAGGAAGAAGAAGACCAAGGGGGUGCUGUGAAGUUUGGAUGGGUGAAAGGUGUGCUGGUACGAUGCAUGCUGAACAUCUGGGGAGUCAUGCUCUUCAUCCGCCUCUCUUGGAUUGUGGGGGAAGCUGGCAUUGGUCUUGGUGUGAUUAUCAUCGGCUUAGCGGUGACAGUGACCGCUAUCACUGGUUUGUCCACCUCUGCUAUUGCCACAAAUGGAUAUGUCAGAGGAGGUGGGGCCUACUAUCUUAUUUCCAGAAGCUUAGGGCCCGAAUUCGGUGGAUCGAUAGGUUUGAUCUUUGCUUUUGCCAACGCCGUGGCUGUUGCUAUGUAUGUGGUGGGCUUUGCCGAGACGGUAGUAGAUCUUCUUAAGGAGAGUGAUUCAAUGAUGGUGGAUCCAACCAAUGACAUCCGAAUAAUAGGCUCCAUCACAGUGGUCGUUCUCUUGGGAAUCUCAGUAGCUGGAAUGGAAUGGGAAGCAAAGGCUCAAGUGAUUCUUCUGAUCAUUCUCCUCAUUGCUAUUGCGAAUUUCUUCAUUGGCACCGUCAUUCCAUCCAACAACGAGAAGAAGUCCAGGGGCUUCUUUAAUUACCAAGCAUCAAUAUUUGCAGAAAACUUUGGGCCAAGUUUCACCAAGGGAGAAGGCUUCUUCUCGGUCUUUGCCAUUUUUUUCCCAGCAGCGACUGGAAUUCUUGCGGGUGCCAACAUCUCGGGAGAUUUGGAAGAUCCCCAAGAUGCCAUCCCCAGAGGAACCAUGCUGGCUAUUUUCAUCACGACUGUCGCCUACAUAGGAGUUGCCAUCUGUGUCGGAGCCUGUGUGGUCCGAGAUGCCACUGGGAGUCUCAACGACACCGUCAUCUCCGGGACAAACUGCAAUGGCUCUGCCGCCUGUAGCCUGGGCUACGACUUCUCCAGAUGCCAGCAAGAACCGUGUCAGUAUGGGCUGAUGAACAAUUUCCAGGUCAUGAGCAUGGUCUCUGGGUUUGGCCCGCUCAUCACUGCUGGGAUCUUCUCGGCAACCCUCUCGUCAGCCCUGGCCUCCCUCGUCAGUGCACCCAAGGUCUUCCAGGCUCUGUGCAAGGACAACAUCUACAAAGCCCUGCAGUUCUUUGCAAAGGGAUAUGGGAAAAACAACGAGCCCCUGAGAGGAUACUUUCUCACCUUCGUUAUCGCCAUGGCGUUCAUUCUGAUCGCCGAACUGAAUACCAUUGCUCCCAUCAUCUCCAACUUCUUCCUGGCCUCCUACGCACUUAUUAAUUUCUCCUGCUUCCAUGCCUCGUAUGCCAAAUCCCCAGGAUGGAGACCUGCUUAUGGAAUUUACAACAUGUGGGUGUCUCUCUUUGGAGCUGUCUUGUGCUGUGCAGUCAUGUUUGUCAUCAACUGGUGGGCAGCUGUCAUCACGUACGUCAUUGAGUUCUUCCUCUACAUCUAUGUGACAUAUAAGAAGCCAGAUGUGAACUGGGGCUCGUCUACACAGGCACUUUCCUAUGUGAGUGCUUUAGACAAUGCCUUGGAACUCACCACGGUGGAAGAUCACGUGAAAAAUUUCAGGCCCCAGUGCAUCGUCUUAACAGGGGGACCCAUGACAAGACCAGCUCUCUUGGACAUAACUCACGCUUUUACCAAGAACAGUGGCCUUUGUAUCUGCUGUGAAGUCUUUGUGGGGCCCCGCAAGCUCUGUGUUAAGGAGAUGAACAGUGGCAUGGCGAAAAAGCAGGCCUGGCUUAUCAAGAACAAAAUCAAGGCCUUUUAUGCCGCAGUGGCCGCAGACUGCUUCCAAGACGGUGUCCGGAGUCUCCUUCAGGCCUCCGGCUUGGGAAGAAUGAAACCAAACACGCUGGUGAUGGGAUAUAAGAGGAACUGGAGGAAAGCUCCCCUGGCAGAGAUUGAGAACUACGUGGGCGUCAUUCAUGAUGCAUUUGAUUUUGAGAUUGGUGUGGUCAUCGUCAGAAUCAGCCAAGGAUUUGACAUCUCUCAGGUGCUCCAGGUGCAAGAUGAAUUGGAGAAGCUGGAGCAGGAGCGGUUGGCCCUGGAGGCUGCCAUCAAGGAUAAUGAGUGUGCAGAGGGCGGCGGAGGCCUCCGGGGCUUGUUUAAGAAGGCUGGCAAGUUGAACAUCACUAAGGCAGCGUCUAAGAAAGACAGCAGCAUUAACACGAUCCAGUCGAUGCAUGUCGGCGAGUUCAACCAGAAGCUGGUGGAAGCCAGCACCCAGUUUAAAAGGAAGCAAGGGAAAGGCACUAUUGAUGUCUGGUGGCUGUUUGAUGAUGGAGGGUUGACGCUCCUUAUCCCCUACAUCUUGACGAUCAGGAAGAAAUGGAAAGACUGUAAAUUAAGAAUCUACGUGGGAGGGAAGAUCAACCGCAUCGAAGAAGAAAAAAUUGCAAUAGCUUCUCUUCUGAGCAAAUUUAGGAUAAAAUUUGCAGAAAUCCAUAUCAUUGGUGACAUCAACGUGAAGCCCAACAAAGAGAGCUGGAAAAUCUUUGAAGAGAUGAUUGAACCGUACUGUCUCCGUGAAAGCUGCAAAGAUUUAGCCACCGCUGAGAAAUUAAAAAGAGAAAAUCCUUGGAAAAUUACAGAUGCAAUGUUGGAUACAGUCAAGGAAAAGAGUUACCGCCAAGUUCGCCUGAAUGAACUGUUACAGGAGCACUCCAGAGCCGCGAACCUCAUUGUCCUGAGCCUUCCAGUGGCGAGGAAAGGAUCGAUAUCGGAUUUGUUGUACAUGGCUUGGUUGGAAAUCCUCACGAAGAACCUUCCUCCUGUCUUACUCGUCAGAGGAAAUCACAAAAACGUCCUGACGUUUUACUCUUAAAGAGAAAAGGUUCAAGCGCAUUUUAAUUUUAGGUAUGAAUAAUUAAGAAAGAAGCUCCACUCUUUAUGUUUGAAUAUGACCUAUGUCUAUGCAAACCUUGCGAGACUAUUCUGUCUGGUUCUAUCUUUUUUUUUUUUAAUUAGUUAAUGGGAGCUUUCUUUUUCUAUCAAUUUAGGUGCAUUUGAGAGCCAUUGUGAUCCAUUCCUAAAAGGAAACAAAUGAGUUUGUCAUUGAUAUGGUGAACAAGCAAGGAAGUUAAUCAAGUCCAUGCUGAUUUAUGCCAGGAAAGCCACCAACUUGGUUGUACGCUUCUUCAAGCAAAUGUAAUCGUUUGCUUCCUCCGUGUUUGCUUCUAGAAGCUGAAUAGGCUUCAGCCCACAGCAGGUUCUCAAUAAAUGCUUAUUGACAGGCUGGUAUAGUAGCCAUGGGGGGUUAUCAAAGGUAAAGACCAAACUUGGCAGGAAACAUUCUUAUUCUUGGCCUCCUGAGAAGCUUAUACCUACAAAGAAGAUUUGAAAAUCAAUAACUGAAAACUUUAAGCAGUACUGAGUCUGCAAGCAUUUAAAGCAGUGCCUAAAUCAGGUGUUUAAAUGUAAUAUAGAUUACAUACUUAGAGCGAUCUGAGUGAUCAUUAAUAAUAUACAGCUUGAAUUUGCUGCUGGCUGAAAAGCAUAUUAGCUGGAUUAGAAGAAAACAUCCAUUGCAACCAAAUGAAAUAUAGUCUCUUCUUAAUAUACAAACUUCAAUUGUCCUCUCUACUAAAUAUUUGAAGAUUUCCAUCAUAGUACGACUUUGCAUAUUUUUUCUAAUUAAGGGGUUAGCACAGAUGAAAUCUUUAUAGACAUCUAAUUGAAAUUCAAGUACCACAAAUGUUCAGAUCAUUAUUAAGACAUAUACCCUGAAUCACACACUCAGUUAUUUUAUAUAGUGAUUAUAUGGGGUUAAAUGAACAAUUAAAAUGAGAAGGAACUUGUUAAAUUUGGAACACACAGGUAUUGCUUUCCCUGGGUGGCUUACUUUUUAUACUUUACCUGUAAGACUUAACCACACUGAGACAACACUAAAAAUUUUCUCACGAGUGGCUUGAUUUUCCCUCCCUGAUAUCUUUUGACUGCUAAUGAUAACUGAUGAACUGUACUGGGGGGGGAAGCAAUGAACCUGAAAUAAAAACAUUUUCAAAUGUG
This is a messenger RNA of Echinops telfairi (small Madagascar hedgehog), 4759 nucleotides long. RefSeq names its product solute carrier family 12 member 1 (gene SLC12A1). The record is from RefSeq and is a predicted model, not a curated record. The coding region runs from base 273 to 3575 and encodes 1100 amino acids. Lineage: Eukaryota; Metazoa; Chordata; Mammalia; Afrosoricida; Tenrecidae. Gene Ontology annotation, molecular function: sodium:potassium:chloride symporter activity. The transcript has 27 exons. Gene Ontology annotation, biological process: sodium ion transmembrane transport; potassium ion homeostasis; sodium ion homeostasis. Gene Ontology annotation, cellular component: membrane.